UAAAAAAAUCACACGGGAACCCACACGCGUUCAGGCCGACCAGCGGAGCGGAUCGCGCGGAGCGCUGCCCGUCCCACACGCGACUGGAUCUGUUUUGUUGCUGUUAUAUGUCUUUGGCGGCGGAGCCCGGGCUCCACUUGACAUCUGAGCGAGCGAGCGAGCGAGGCAGCGAGCGAGCAUCUCAACUCGCCCGGUGCAUGCCAUGGCCGAGAUCGGGGGCUUUCUGGGAACGCUCGACUUGGAUUUACACGCCGGCGGCGGCUUGUCCACGCUCGCGAGCGUCCCCGUGCCCGAGCCGCCGUUGGGGCUGAUGGAGAGGUUGGGACAGAUCGAGGGACGGUUGCACCGCGGCUCUCUCACGGAUUUCGACCACCUGAAAGGGAUCCUGCGGCGGCGGCAGCUCUACUGCCGGACGGGCUUCCAUCUGGAGAUAUUCCCGAACGCCACGGUGCAGGGCACCCGGCAGGACCACAGCAGAUUCGGGAUCCUUGAGUUCAUCAGCCUGGCAGUGGGAUUGGUCAGCAUCCGUGGAGUGGAUGCGGGAUUAUAUCUAGGGAUGAAUGAGAAAGGCGAGCUCUAUGGGUCGAAGAAGCUGACAGCAGAGUGUGUCUUCAGGGAGCAGUUUGAGGAGAACUGGUAUAACACAUAUGCCUCCACGCUGUACAAGCACGCAGACACAGGCCGCUACUACUACGUGGCCCUGAACAAGGAUGGUUCCCCCAGGGAGGGGGCGAGGACUAAAAAGCACCAGAAGCAGACCCACUUCCUGCCACGGCCUGUGGAGCUGGAGAAGAUCCCACAGGCAUACAGGGACCUGUUUCAGGACAGGUAA
Scleropages formosus (Asian bonytongue) is the source of this 832-nucleotide messenger RNA. RefSeq names its product fibroblast growth factor 16-like. The transcript has 3 exons. The record is from RefSeq and is a predicted model, not a curated record. Gene Ontology annotation, molecular function: growth factor activity. NCBI's taxonomy places the organism in Eukaryota, Metazoa, Chordata, Actinopteri, Osteoglossiformes, Osteoglossidae. The coding region runs from base 203 to 832 and encodes 209 amino acids.